Molecule: messenger RNA, 1086 nt
Organism: Amborella trichopoda
Lineage: Eukaryota; Viridiplantae; Streptophyta; Magnoliopsida; Amborellales; Amborellaceae
Molecular function (GO): protein binding
Source: RefSeq, a predicted model, not a curated record
CUCCAUCGCACUUCUCUUCCCACAGAAGCCAAGAGAGAGAAAGCAGUAGACAUUCUCCAGAGAGAGAGAGAGAGAGAGAGAUGAACUCAUGUUAUAAACCCACCUCUGUCGUUCUCUCUGCAACAUAAGCAUGAAUAGGAGGUGUUAGAGAGAGAGACUGUAACGCCAUGGUUUCCUUCCCCAUGCAAAGCUCUGGAGAUCAUGAAAAGAGAGAAUUGGAGAAGAACACAGCAUCAAUCAACAACAACAAGAGGAGAUGGGAUGAUUUAGAACUACAGUUGGAGCACAAGGCUACCCCCAUAGAUGUAGAGCUCCACUUAGAGAGGCCACUCCCUCGAGAAUGGCAACAGUGCCUCGACCUUCAGUCAGGGGAGAUACACUUCUACAACAUAAGGACUCAAAAGAGAACAUGGAAGGACCCAAGAGAGGCACCCCAUCCCUCUAUGCGUCUCGACCUGGAGCUCAACCUCACAUUGCCUGAAAAUGAUGGCGACCACCUGAAAAGGCCAAAAACCGAUGAUCCUAAGCAUUUUCCGGCCACCGAAAUGGUCGCCACUCCAUGUUUCAGAUGCCACAUGCUAGUGGUGCUCUGCAAGUCCUCACCCACUUGCCCUAAUUGCAAAUUCUUGCACCCUUUGGAACAGAAAAAGGAACCCAAUUUGCCAUUUCGCCAAACCAUGAGUCUACUUUGUUGCGAGGACUAAGGCACUAGCACAAGGGCCAUCUUUCCUUGAAAAUAACUAAAAUGCCCCUAGAACAACAGAAAGAAAAUAUAAAUCGUACAUAAGUGAUUUACCUUAGGUUGGAAGUGAUGCAAGAGUGUCUUUACAAAGAUCUAUAAGGGUAGUUUGGUUUUGUUGUGUCAAUAUAAAUGACCUGAGGUGGACUCUAUGGUUUUUGAGAAGGCUUAACUGGUCAUAUCUGAAAUAUGUUAGGGUAGUCAUACAAAAGGCUUGUAAGUAUGGUGCAUGGUGGUGCAGUGGAGGAGGGCUUAUGUUAAUAUUGGUUUUGGUAUAUCAUUGUAAAUGGCCUGGCCUAAAAAAAAAAUAGCAAAUAUGAAAAGAAAGAAACCUGUUCAAGUACUUU